This is a messenger RNA of Mandrillus leucophaeus (drill), 690 nucleotides long. Its product is annotated as homeobox protein NANOG-like. Gene Ontology annotation, molecular function: RNA polymerase II cis-regulatory region sequence-specific DNA binding; DNA-binding transcription factor activity, RNA polymerase II-specific. Gene Ontology annotation, biological process: regulation of transcription by RNA polymerase II. The record is from RefSeq and is a predicted model, not a curated record. Lineage: Eukaryota; Metazoa; Chordata; Mammalia; Primates; Cercopithecidae. The coding region runs from base 1 to 690 and encodes 229 amino acids. The transcript has a single exon.
AUGUCUUCUGCUGAGAUGCCUCACACAGAGACUGUCUCUCCUUUUCCUUCUUCCAUGGAUCUGCUUAUUCAGGACAGCCCUGAUUCUUCCACCAAUCCCAAAGGCAAACAAUCCACUUCUGCAGAGAAUAGUGCCACAAAAAAGGAAGACAAGGUUUUGGUCAAGAAACAGAAGACCAGAACUGUGUUCUCUUCCGCCCAGCUGUGUGUACUCAGUGAUAGAUUUCAGAGACAGAAAUACCUCAGCCUCCAGCAGAUGCAAGAACUUUCCAACAUCCUGAACCUUAGCUACAAACAGGUGAAGACUGGCUUCCAGAACCAGAUAAUGAAAUCUAAGACGUGGCAGAAAAACAACUGGACAAAGAAUAGCAACAGUGUGACUCAGAAGGCCUCAGUACCUACCUACCCCAGCCUCUACUCUUCCUGCCACCAGGGAUGCCUGGUAAACCCAAAUGGGAACCUUCCAAUGUGGAGCAACCAGACCCAGAACAUCCCGUUCUGGAGCAAACACUUCUGGAACGCUCAGACCUGGUGCACCCAGUCCUGGAACAAUCAGGCCUGGAACAGUCCCUUCUAUAACUGUGGAGAGGAAUCUCUGCAGUCCUGCUUGCAGUUCCACCCAAAUUCUCCUGCUAGUGACUUGGAGGCUGCCUUGGAAGCUGCUGGGGAAGGCCUUAAUGUAAUACAGUAG